AUGACGGGAAACCAUGGAGUUGUGACGAUCGUCGCGAUCAUCGUGGCCACCGUCAAUGGACGGGUUUACUACACGCAGAAUACGGACGGGAAUCGAUACGGCGUCCUGACUUACCCCGUUCCGAACGAACAAUCUUCCCGUGAUCUAGAUCUCAGCUUCUCCGCCGGUGACGCGAACGAAAUCGACGACACGAUACGCCCGGUUAAAAAGGUGUACACGCUGGCCAACCUGGAAAAGCCGUUCGCUGAGGUGAACAGGGAUGAGGCGCCGAUCGCCCGUUACCGAUUGGUCGAGGCACCUGUUAAGAGACUGGCUGGUUCGGACGACGUGAUUGUUCUACCGGAACAGAGCCGGAAAACGGUGAAAAUCGACGGGAAUAACAAGGGAGAAGUGAUCCUGGAGCUUCGUGUGAUCGCUAAUCACGACAGUACUUAAAAAAAUCCUACGAAACGAUGCUAAUACCGAUGGUAUUUUCGUGCGUAUAACCUUAUU
Messenger RNA from Dufourea novaeangliae, 492 nucleotides. RefSeq lists its product as uncharacterized. The transcript has 2 exons. The record is from RefSeq and is a predicted model, not a curated record. NCBI's taxonomy places the organism in Eukaryota, Metazoa, Arthropoda, Insecta, Hymenoptera, Halictidae. The coding region runs from base 1 to 435 and encodes 144 amino acids.